GAAGAGAGGAUAGAGAGAGACAGCACCUGCCGCCGCGUUUCCUCCCCCUCGUUGAGAGAGCGACCAUGACGCAGCCGCCGCGUCUCCUCCCCCUCGUUGAGCAAGCGACCAAGACGCUGCCGCCGCUGGGCAAGAAGACCAAGGGGCGACAGCGCAGGGAGAACCGCCGCGUGGAGAAGAAGGAGUCGCGGCAGGUGACCUUCUCCAAGCGGAAGUCCGGGCUGUGGAAGAAGGCCGCCGAGCUCGCCGUGCUCUGCCGCGCCAGCCUUGCCAUCGUCGUCUUCUCCGAGGCCGGCAAGGCGUUCGCCUUCGGCAGCCCCUCCACCGACGCCGUCCUGGGAUGCGCCGACGCCCUUGCUCCUGUUCCUGCUGCUGACGACGUGGAGUGGGAGGCCCUGGAGGCGCUGUGCCGGGAGACGGAGGCCACGGGCGUGGAGGUCGCGGCGGAGGCCGAGCGGAUGAGCGCCGUCGGCAAGAAGGUGGUGGAGGUGCAGACGCAGGCUGGGAAGCGUUUCUGGUGGGAGGCGGACGUGGAGGCGCUCGGGGAGGCGGAGCUGCCGGUCUUCGCCAGGGCGCUCCAGCGCCUCCGGGACAACGUGCGCCGCCACGCCGACAAGAUGCCCUCAGCUGCUCCACCGCCGCAGUAGUCCAGGGCAGGCCGAGCUUCGGUUAAU
Triticum aestivum (bread wheat) is the source of this 674-nucleotide messenger RNA. Its product is annotated as agamous-like MADS-box protein AGL61. NCBI's taxonomy places the organism in Eukaryota, Viridiplantae, Streptophyta, Magnoliopsida, Poales, Poaceae. The record is from RefSeq and is a predicted model, not a curated record. The transcript has a single exon. Gene Ontology annotation, molecular function: DNA-binding transcription factor activity, RNA polymerase II-specific; RNA polymerase II cis-regulatory region sequence-specific DNA binding; protein dimerization activity. Gene Ontology annotation, biological process: regulation of transcription by RNA polymerase II. The coding region runs from base 66 to 647 and encodes 193 amino acids.